ACAGGCAUGCAUGUCCGAGUGUGUUUCUUCACCCUUCGCAUUUUCUAUCCGCAAGACAGCGUUCCAGAACCGGGGCCAAGCCCACUGGCAGCAGUCAAAAUGUUUAACAGUCGCAACCCCCGUAGUACGGUAUAUCUCAGGCUAAUCUGAUUGUAACGUUGGCAGAAUGCACAAGGUACACCCAGGUCCCACACGGAUGGACAUUAAUGCGGGGCUUCGCAACACAAUCGCAACUCGCCUUGCAGUGUUUCUAUAUCGGAACAUUCAUUGUUGUGAGCGUUUGGUCUAUAAUAAUGAACUUAUAUAGUGAGUCUUUUCCUUUCCCUUCCCGCUCGUCCUGUCCACCUACUUGAUCUUUAGCCAGUAGGCCACUCCCUUCCUUCCUUUUUUUCGAGUGGGCUUCUGGAAGUCCCGAUUGUAUCUUCAAGCCCACAGAAAUUCUGUCAUUCCUUUCGCCACUCACAUAGCCUCUCCUUAACAUCAUGGCCCUGGACGACGACCUUGUUUACCAUGCAGACAUUUUGAUUUUUGGUAUCAUCCUCAUCUUUACCCUUGCCAGUCUCCCCCGCGCGUAUGCUCGUUUCAGCCGCAGGUCGGAAUGGUCUCAAGGCCACAUUCUUCGUUCAGUAGUACCUCUCCCCUCUACCAGGCCAAAGAUCAACCUCAACCUAUCUCUUUCAUACCCUGUUGACCCUCAGAAGGCGCCCUUUGUGGAUUUUGAUCCCGCAGACUCUUCGACUACCUGCGAGCCAUUACCAUAUCAAAACCGAGUCAGAUUGGCGUUUGUCGUUGAUGAGAAAGCCCUGCCGAUGAUUCCCAACCGUGACCCUACUGCAUCAUCUCUCUUGCACCAUGUGACGUCUUUGUUCCGCCACCGUAUUCACGACAACUAUUCCGUUGGUCAAAUUCUUCUGAUGCUGGCGUACAUCAGUAUUAUAUUCUACGUAUCUUUCUACAAGUCAAAUCCGUUCACGGACCCUCACCGAGCCGGUUUUGUCAUCACUUCUCAAAUUCCUUUUGUAUAUGCAUUAGCCACCAAGAACAACAUCAUUGGUAUGAUGGUGGGUGUUGGAUACGAAAAGUUGAAUUAUCUUCACCGCCUGGUAGGAAGGCUGAUGGUCAUUGGUGCAAAUGUCCACUUCCUCGGUUAUGUCUACAAAUGGAGCCUCGCAGGCACCAUUUCUGAGAAGCUCGCUGAGGAUUAUAUUCGCUGGGGCAUCGUCGCAUUGAUAUGUUUGGACCUCCUGGGAUUCUGCUCGACCGAAUACGUUCGAUCAAAAUCAUACAACCUCUUCAUCGUAUCGCAUGUUGUGAGCCUCAUCAUCUUCUUAUUCGCUGCAUGCUACCAUGAGCCUACCUGUGUUCCCUACGUGAUGGCUGCAUGUGUCUUCUAUAUCCUGGAUCACAUCGUUCGUGCCGUUAAGACCCGUGUCACUAUAGCAAAGUUGCGUCCUCUCCCAGAGCUCGGGAUUACCCGAGUCGAGGUACCAUCGCUUAAUGCAGGCUGGCGUGCAGGGCAACACGUCCGCCUGCGCGUGCUGUCUUCAUCCAUGGGAUGGUGGGGAUGGUCUGAGGUGCAUCCUUUCACCAUCGCGAACGUGACAGAGACGUCAGAAGGAAUGGUUCUUAUGUGUAAGAAGACUGGCCGCUGGACGAGCAGUCUCUUCAACAUGGCUCAAACGGCUACUUAUGGUGAAACCGGCAUGGAAGUCGGCCGUGAUGUGAGAGUGAUGGUCGAGGGUCCCUAUGGCGGUGUAGGACACACCGUGAUGUCGAGCUAUUCUGGGGCGAUGUUUGUUGUUGGUGGGAGCGGUGUCUCCUUCGCGUUGUCAGCAGUGCAGGAUCUGAUCCAGGCUGCCACGGAUGUGAAGGUGAUUGAUAUCAUUUGGUCCAUCCAAGACCCUGCAUCUUUAACCCCUCUCCUCCCCCUCUUCACGUCUAUGAUAGAAAAGAGCCCAUCUACCCGUGUGAACGUACGUGUAUUCUACACCCGUGCGACCGGCACGACAUUCGACGGGAUGUACCUUCCGCCAGGUAUCAGCUUCAUGCCUGGCCGCCCCAAACUUAAUAAGCUGCUCGAUGGAGCGAUAACGGACACGAUGGCAGCCGGAGGUUUUAACGGUGUGUUCGUUGGCGUCUGUGGUCCUGUUGCACUGGCGAAUUCCACGGCACGUGUGGUGAAAGAGUCUGACAUUCGUUUGUGCACGGCUGUUGGUGGAAUUAAGCUCCACGAAGAAACCUUUGGGUGGUAGAUCGGACUCGACUUGUGCAGCCCGUUGACGGGCUACGUACCACCCACCUAUUGUAUUAUUAUGUAUCUUUAUCGACUAGGUAUGAGCAUUAACUACUUAUAGGUAGAUCAAGUUGCAGCUCAAUAUCAUCGGCUGGUCCGCCUUGGAUUUAUGGUGAAUCGAC
This is a messenger RNA of Suillus clintonianus, 2415 nucleotides long. RefSeq names its product ferric reductase like transmembrane component-domain-containing protein. Gene Ontology annotation, molecular function: ferric-chelate reductase activity. Gene Ontology annotation, cellular component: plasma membrane. Lineage: Eukaryota; Fungi; Basidiomycota; Agaricomycetes; Boletales; Suillaceae. The record is from RefSeq and is a predicted model, not a curated record. Gene Ontology annotation, biological process: iron ion transport; copper ion import; intracellular iron ion homeostasis. The coding region runs from base 483 to 2252 and encodes 589 amino acids. The transcript is spliced from 6 exons.